This is a messenger RNA of Necator americanus (New World hookworm), 14217 nucleotides long. RefSeq lists its product as uncharacterized. Gene Ontology annotation, biological process: receptor-mediated endocytosis. The record is from RefSeq and is a predicted model, not a curated record. Lineage: Eukaryota; Metazoa; Nematoda; Chromadorea; Rhabditida; Ancylostomatidae. The transcript is spliced from 115 exons. Gene Ontology annotation, molecular function: hormone binding; protein binding; calcium ion binding. The coding region runs from base 1 to 14217 and encodes 4738 amino acids. Gene Ontology annotation, cellular component: apical plasma membrane; signaling receptor complex; plasma membrane.
AUGCACUUCUACAGUAAUCUAAUAUUCCUGUUAUAUUUAUUACCAUACAAUGUGCUACCGGUAUCGACUCCACGACAAUUGCCAUUGCAAGUCGACUCUCCCCCAUCGAUCUCGACGCGAACACGCUCACAACCGUUAUCCGCAUCGGUGAACAGUGCUUCGACCGUAUGCGGGGAGAAUGACUUUCGUUGCAAUGAUGGGAAGUGCAUCAGAGCAGAAUGGAGGUGUGACGGAUCCGGUGAUUGUUCGGACGGGGAGGACGAGAAAGACUGCCCUCAUCCCGGAUGUAAGGCUGAUCAAUGGCAAUGCGAUAAAUACGAAUGGCAUAGUGUCUCGUGUAUCGCUGAAUACCAACGAUGUGACAACAUUACCGAUUGCGCGGAUGGAUCUGAUGAGAAGGAUUGCCCAGCCAACCCUGUAGACUGCGAUAAUCACGACGGAAGUGUGUUCAUGUGUGCAGAUGGACGUCAAUGCUUCGAUGUCUCCAAGAAAUGCGACGGGAAAUACGACUGCCGUGAUUUGAGUGAUGAAAAGGAUUCAUGCUCUCGAAAUCACACAGCCUGCUUCCAAUACCAAUUCCGAUGUGCCGACCAAUCACAAUGCGUCCAGAAAUCAUGGGUUUGCGAUGGAUCUAAGGAUUGCGCGGAUGGGUCGGACGAACCCGAUACGUGCGAGUUCAAACAAUGCUCUGCUAGCGAGUUUCAAUGCAAAAACAAGAGAUGCCAACCGAGGAAAUUUAAGUGCGACUACUACGAUGACUGCGGUGAUAAUUCGGACGAAGAGGACUGUGGCGAGUACCGCUGCCCACCUGGAAAGUGGCACUGCAAUGGAACGGGACAUUGCAUCGACGAGUUGCGUCUCUGUGAUGGUGUCAAGGAUUGCGCUGAUGGCGCCGACGAGGAGCACUGCUCCCAGAAUCUCUGCCCUUCCCUAGGAUGCCAAGCAGGCUGCCAUGCUUCACCGCAUGGAGGGGUCUGCACAUGUCCAAAUGGGUAUAGGCUGGAUGAGAGGUUCCACAGGACUUGUUCAGACAUCAACGAGUGCGCUGAAUUCGGCUAUUGCGACCAGCUGUGCGCCAAUCACCGCCCCGGCUUCACAUGUUCCUGCAUCGGAGAAUGCUACACAUUGAUGAUGCUUCACGGGCCCGGUCAAGAUAAUCUCACAACGCGAGGCUACUGUGUGUCCCAGAAUGCUGAGAAGAUGAAGCUGUUCGUGGCACGAAGAGAGGGGCUUUACAAGCUUGAUCCUACUGGACCUAACACUGAGCCUAAACGAUUGGCUUCCGGGGAAUUUAUUUAUGGCAUCGAUUUUGAUUACGGAGAUCGCAAAGUAGGAUGUGAUAAAUAUUCUCUCUUGAAAACUUCAGCUUUCUCAAUUCGUCUUCAGUCCUCUCAGAAACUAGGUCUGAAAUCAUUGGUAUAUCCCCGAUCUCUGGCGGUGGAUUGGAUUACCAACACGCUGUACAUAAUCGAAUCUGGAUCACGAAGAAUCGACGUCUCUUCCUACGACGGUGACCGUCGCACGGUCCUUCUCGCCGAUGGCCUCACCCUGCCCCUGGAUAUCGCUUUGGAUCCACUGAGAGGGGAAAUGUUCUUCACGAAUCAGUUCAAAGUCGAGGGUGCUGCCAUGGAUGGAUCGAGACGGCGUACUCUUAUUAACACUCACACUCAUCAGGUCUCUGGAAUCGUUGUGGAUAUUCCGGCAAGACGAGUCUACUGGGUAGAUCCGAAAGUGGACAGAGUGGAGAGUAUGGAUUAUCAGGGUAACGACCGUCGUAUCGUUUCUCAAGGCAUGAACAAUGUCCCCCAUCCAUUCGGAUUAGCCCUUUUCGAUCAAUACUUGUACUGGUCAGAUUGGACUCGCCUCGGUGUGGUAAAAAUCGAGAAAUUCGGUUCUCCAUCAGAGAUUAUUUGGUCCAAUAAGGAAAACAAUGUGUUCCCUAUGGGUAUUUCCGCCUAUCAUCCUAUGGCUCAGCCAGGGCCAGGCCAAAGUGACUGCCUAGCACAAAAAAUCGAAAAUCCAUGUGCAACAGCUGAUUGUGAGGGAAUGUGUGUGUUGUCAAAGGAUGCCGGUGGCUUUGGAGUCGGCUAUAGAUGUACCUGUCCCAUUGGCCAGAAACUCGUAGAAGGUAAAAAGUGUGUUGAUUCUAUCGAUUAUCUUCUAUUCUCGAGCAACAAAAUCGUGCGGGGAAUCUUUCCUGACCAGGUUCAAAACUCGCUUUCUGAGGCGAUACUCCCUAUUUCGCCGAUAUCCCAACGAAGAAUUGGCAUGUACUUUGAGGUGGAGUGUGAUGUUCAUGGAAAUAGCUUCUUUUAUGCUGAUAUAAUGGAUAAUACGGUAUAUCGCAUUCGCCCUGAUGGUGAAGGAGCUGCCCCAGUUCUUGUGACCCACAAUGAUGGCUUAGUCUCCAUGUCAUUCGAUUGGAUCAGCAAACAACUCUACUACAUCGACAAUAUUAGAAAUAGCCUUGAGGUGGUGAAGAUCUCGGACACCGGACUCGUUCAUCCGGAUCAACUAACUCACCGGCAACUGUUGAAAAACCUUCGAGAUCCUGUAUCAGUGGUCAUACAUCCAUGGAAAGGUUAUAUGUUCUAUGCAGAGGCGCAGAGACCGGCUAAGAUCUACAGAUGUCAUAUGGACGGCACAAACUGUGUGAUGAUCCGUAACACUACUCUUGGGAGACCGUCAGAGAUGGCAAUCGAUUUCGAACAGGAUCGAUUAUGCUGGGGAGAUACGCUCCUAAAAAUGAUUAGUUGCAUGAAUUUUGAUGGAUCCAAGGUUGCUGUUCUACCUGUCGAUAAUCCUAUCCCCGUGGCGCUUGCUGUUAUGGGAGACCAUCUCUACUACGUGCAUCAGCGCCCGUAUUCAAUCCGCCGCAUCAGCAAACGUAACGGUGGUACUGGGCGAGUUAUCCGUGAAUUUUCUGGAGAGGAGAGAAGUAUAUUUAGUCUGAAAGCUUGCACCCGAUCGAACCAACCAAUUCCGGAGGACUCACAAGAUCAUCCGUGUCACGCCUCGAACUGUGCACAGCUCUGUUUCGCCGUCCCGAACAACUCGUCCUCAAACGACGCACCAGCUUUGGUGGCUCAGUGUGCUUGUCGACAGGGAUUCAAGAUCAAUCCGGAAACUGGUCACACUUGUCAAAAAGAUAGCACUGAACAAGUCGAACCACUUUGCACUUCGAAUGCGACACAAUUCCAGUGCAAAAACGGACGUUGCAUACCAAGAGAAUGGAAAUGUGACGGCGAAGACGACUGCUUGGAUGGCUCGGAUGAAGUGGAUGCGGCUGGUAACAAGUGCUACCAUGAGACGGACUGCCCAGAAAACACAAUCCGCUGCAAAAACACCAAGAAAUGCAUCCCGUCACAGUACGGAUGUGAUGGCGACAACGACUGCGGUGACUACUCUGACGAGGAUGCGCAGUACUGUAAAGAUGGCCAGAAACCUGUAUGCUCAGCGAAGAAGUUCCAGUGCGACAAUCACAGAUGCAUCCCAGAACAAUGGAAAUGCGAUUCGGACAACGACUGCGGCGAUGGUUCCGAUGAAAAGCUUGAAUUCUGUGCGAAUUCUACGUGUGCUGUUAACCAGUUCUCGUGUGCAAAUGGGCGCUGCAUACCGAUUUACUGGCUUUGUGACGGCGAUAAUGACUGUUAUGAUGGCACUGAUGAGGACAAAGAGAGAUGCCCACCGAUGCAGUGCAGAAGCGAUCAGUUUAGAUGUGCUAGUGGACGUCAAUGUGUUGCGCUACGUAAUCACUGUGAUGGCCAAAGUGAUUGCGAAGAUGGCUCCGAUGAGGAUAGUUGCCUGAUACAGCCUAACAGCUGCACUUCUGAUCAUUUCCAAUGCAAAUCUAGCGGUCUUUGUAUACCUGCUUCGUGGAAGUGUGACGGACAGAGGGAUUGCGAUGACGGAUCCGAUGAGCCAGCGUUUGGAUGCAGCGCAAACACGUGCAAGGAGGAUCACUUCAGGUGUAACAACGGACGGUGCAUUCUUAAUUCGUGGUUAUGCGAUGGCGAGAAUGACUGCGGCGAUGGCUCAGACGAGUCUGCUGAGCAUGGAUGCAAGAGAUCGCAACCAGCAAAACGAUGUCCGUUUGAGCACGUAGCAUGCGAAGACGCACCUGAAACCUGCAUACCAAUUCAUGAGCUUUGUGAUGGGAAGGAGCAAUGUCCAGGUGGUAGCGAUGAAGGUGGAAGAUGCGCACGGGAUCUGUGCUCAGCUGAUCGCGCGGGUUGUGACUACAAAUGCCAUAAUAGCCCGAAUGGGCCGUUGUGCAGUUGUCCAUACGGAGAACAGCUAGUGAAUAAGACCAAAUGUGAGCCUGAAAAUGAAUGUUUGGAUGCUAGUUCAUGUUCACAAAGAUGCACAGAUGAGAAGCAUGGCUUUAGUUGCAGUUGUGAAGACGGUUACACCCUUGAUGCUGACAAGAGGACGUGUAAAGUUACUGAUGGCAGUCAAGAUAUGCGUGUCUAUAUUUCAAAUCGUAACAGGAUUUACUGGAGCGACAACCACCUGGACAAUUGGCGAACUUUUGCUGCGGCAGUAGAAAAUGCCAUAGCUAUUGCUUGGGACAGCGUGACGGAUAGGAUAUAUUGGUCCGAUAUCCGUGAAAAGAAAAUCUUCUCCGCCACCAGAAAUGGAACCAACGUCACUACAUUCGUUGGCGACGGUCUCGAUAUUACCGAAGGAAUCGCUCUCGAUUGGGUUGGAAGAAACUUGUAUUGGGUGGAUUCGAGCCUUAACACCAUUGAGGUUGCAAAUCUUGAAAAUCCAUCAGCUCGCGCUUUGUUGGUGCACGAGAAUAUUAGUCAACCUCGCGGUAUUGCUGUUGACCCAAGAAAAGGAUUAAUGUUUUGGACAGAUUGGGGGCAGAAUCCUCACAUCGAAAGAGCAAAUAUGGACGGUACGGAUCGUAAGAUUAUCGUGAGCACCAAGAUCUACUGGCCGAAUACAAUAGCUUUGGAUCUAACUACUGAUCGAGUGUACUUCGCAGAUUCCAAACUGGAUUACAUCGAUUUUGUCAACUACGACGGAACUGGACGUACACAGGUCUUAUCAUCCUCCAAAUUUGUCCAGCACCCCCAUGCGUUAGCGAUUUUCGAAGACUAUAUGUACUAUUCGGAUCGUCGCCUGCAACGGUUACAAGUCUAUCCUAAAUACGCGAAUGGAACAACUGGAGAUUAUCCAAGCCACACAUUUAGCAAGGCUCUUGGAGUAGCUGCAGUUCAUCCAGUUCUCCAACCCAAAGUAGAUAAUAAUCCAUGCGGACACAAUCCAUGUUCGCACAUUUGCUUGCUCUCUUCUAAGGGUUUCUCGUGUGGAUGUCCUAUGGGCAAGCGGCUGGAUGCUUCUGGAAGAAACUGCGUUGUCGAUCAAAAACCGUUCCUGUUGUUAAUCCAAAAGACCAAUGUAUUCGGCGUGGAAAUGACACAGAGAGGAAACAGCACGCCGUCGCUAUCCGGAAUGAUCCCGUUGGCUGGACUAGCAAAUGCUUUCGAUGCUGGUUAUGAUGCUGAUUCGGGAGACCUGUUCGUUCUGGAGCACACUAACAUUGCUCGAACACUCACACAAGUGUCCACAGAUGCAGCCAUCUACAAGUCAUCGGUCAACGCUGGAAACAAGACCCAACUGUACUCUUCGCAAAUUCCCGACGAUCCUUACUGUAUGGCAUUUGACUGGAAUGGUCGUAAUCUUUACGUGGGAAACAAGAUCUCACAAACAAUUGAAGUGGUGCGCACGAUGGGAACUCAGUAUCGCGCAGUAGUACUAUCGAACGAUCAGACACCGACAGCAGUUGUGACACCAGUUUCUAUUGCGGUGGAUUCUGACAGAGGAUUGUUGUUUUGGCUGGACAGAGGAGGUGGUGCUGCUGACGUCAAAGUAGCUCGAGCUAAUCUGGAUGGAACAAAUGUCUUGGUAAUUGCUAGCAAUGACCUGUCCGAGUUGGAUCAUAUCGCUCUUGAUAUCACCAAUCAGCGAGUGUAUUUUAGCGAAGCAAAGGCUGGACGAAUCACAUCAGUUACUUAUGAUGGUCAAGAUCGUCAUUAUGUCUUGAACGAUCCUGGAAAACAACCAAAUGGCGUAGCUUUCUUCAGCGACAGAUUAUUCUAUUCUGACUCCGCCUUCGACUCGAUUGACGUGGCGACCAUUGUAGGCGAUGGACAGCCACCGCAAUUCAUCCAUUUCAAAAGAGAUGUGGAGAACCUAGUAAACAUCAAAGUGUUGCAACCUAGAGCAUCAUCAGUCAGCCAUCCAUGCCGAACGGAUAAUGGCAAUUGCAAACACAUAUGUGUACCGCAACAGUUCAGUCAACAUACUUGCAUCUGCGCUACAGGAUACGCAAAGGAUGGCCCAACAAGCUGUAAACUUUUUGAUGAGUCGUUUGUAAUGAUUGCGACAAAAAACAAAGUAGUUGCGUAUCCACUGGAUGAAACUCAUCAGAAAGGUGUAGCAAUGGACCCCAUCGGUGGACUAUCGAUUACAUCUAUUGACUUCGAAUUUGAAAGUCGGUCCAUCUUCGUGGCUGAAGCGUCUGGCAUCAAUAAGGGUAUCACAGGCUACACAAUUGGCGAAUCAGCGCCACGUCCGAUUGUCCGUGAUACAUUUGGGUCGAUGACGAUUCGCAGUAUCGCUGUCGACUGGAUCAAUUUCAACUUAUACUUUAUUAACCAAGAUUCUGAAAGAACAAAUAUUGAAGUUUGCAAACUAGACGGACAGUACAGAAAGAUUCUAUUCACAACUAAGACGGAAACGCCAAGCUCAAUUGCUGUUGAUCCAAUUGGCCGAUACAUUUAUUGGGCGGAUCAAGGGCAGAAGCCUAGCAUUCAGCGCGCAUUCCUGGAUGGGACCCGCCGAGAGCUUGUAGUUGGCGCUGAACAUGUCGCAGAACCUACGGAUGUUAUUGUCGAUCCAUCCAGCCGUAUGGUGUACUGGGCGGAUGCAAAGAAGGAUGGUAUUUAUAGGAUUCGUCCUAGCGGUGGAGCGCCAGAAUUAGUGAGACCAGAUAUUGCCUCUGCAGCGGGUAUAUCGCUGAUUGGCCAACAGAUGUAUUGGACCGACAACAGGCUCGAGAAGGUGUUCCGAGCAUCAAGUAAACCAAACCAGACUUCGUUGCUCUUGUCACCAACCACGGUAGCAGCUGCUCUCAAAGACCUCGGCGAUGUUGUGGUGUUCGCCUCAGAUAAUCAGCCAAAAGGAUCAUCACCUUGCCAAAUUACAGAUAAUCUUAGAAAGAGUCCAUGUCCACAAUUGUGCUUCUCCUCUCCAGGCACUCAGAGUCCAAGUUGCGCAUGUGCUAGAGGUGUCUUGAAAGGAAGAAUCUGUGAAGAACCUGAUACAUAUCUGAUGUUUGCCGAUGGCGACAAAAUAAUUGACACCUCGAUUGAACCGGACAUCAAGGCUAGCAGACCGCUCAAAGAUCCAUUCCCAGCGAUCGAUAACCUACAAGUAUUCGAUGUAGAUGUUAAUCUAAGACGUAUAUACUACGUGACGGAAUCACCUAUAGGAGUGAAUAUCAGUUGGUUCAGCAUGAACAACGCAGAGAACCCAAGAAUGAUCCUGGGUGGAGCAAAGCAAAAACAUGCCACCGAAAUACGCCACAUUUCCGACAUGAAACUCGACUGGAUCACGCAGAAAGUAUAUUUCACCACUGGCCGUGCCGGUAAAGUGAUGGCAAUCGAUUCACAAGGAGAACACCUAAGCACUAUCGCUACCGGUGAUUGGACAUACGCCUUAGCUUUGGAUCCAUGUAGCGCCUUGAUAUUCUGGAGUGACAGCGGGUACAAGACAUCAGGAGGACUCUAUGAACCACGAAUUGAGCGGUCAAAUAUGGCUGGUGGGAACAGAAAAGUCAUUGUUAGUGAGAGCGUUUCUUUGCCAGCUGCUAUCGCGGUGGAUUUCAGAGAAACGAGAAUCUAUUGGGCGGACGUAAAUCGUUUGAACAUAGAGAGUAGUGACUAUGAUGGAGGUAAUAGGAAGGUGAUUGGAGUCGGUUAUCGUGCUAAAUCGCUGGAUCUUUGGGACAAUUGGCUGUACAUGACUGAUCCAUUAAGCAAUGGAGUAUUCAGACUUAACAAGGAUUCUGGCGGUAGCAUCGAAACAGUGGUUGGAGAUCGUCGUGUGCCUGGAACUCUCAGGGUGUUCGCAUCGGAAAGUGACGUCAGAACCAGGAACCAAAUCUGCAAUGCUAUUACGUCGUCAUUGUGUAAGACUGACAAUGGAGGAUGUGAUCAGAUCUGUAACGUGGUUGCUGAUGAGGUCGGUCUUGCUGCCAGCCGGGUUCAGUGUUCAUGCAAUGACACCUAUGAAUUAGUACAAGAACCAGGAAAGGACAUUCCAACUCAAUGUAUCCUGCGGAUCGGCUCGGACUCUUCAAUGCCUAAGGACUGUCAGCCUCCUUACAACUUCCAGUGUGGUGAUGGCUCUUGUGUGUCACUUGGGGUCACAUGUAAUGGGAAACCGGACUGCACAGACGCUUCAGAUGAAAACCCCAACUAUUGCAACACACGCUCUUGUCCUGAGAACUACUUUCUCUGCACAAAUAGAAGAUGUAUCGAUGAUGUUAAACGCUGCAACCAUAUUGACGACUGCGGGGACGCUUCAGAUGAAUUGGACUGCGCCGCUUCAGUCACAUGCGCUUCGGGAUCGUUCGCUUGCGGAAAUGGGCAUUGUAUUAACCAAACUAAGGUAUGUGACGGCCACAAUGACUGCCAUGAUGAAGGUGUCUCUGAUGAAUCUAAGGAAACUUGUCCUGGUCUGCCAAUAGAUUGUCGUGGUGUUAAGAUACGUUGUCCCAAUACAAACAUCUGUAUUCAACCAGCUGAUCUUUGCGAUGGGUACGAUGACUGUGGUGACAAAGCUGACGAAAACAAGUUGUUCUGCAUGAAUCAGCAAUGCGCCCAACACUAUGUGCGUUGUCCUUCUGGGAGGUGCAUACCAGAAACAUGGCAAUGUGACGGUGACAAUGACUGCUCGGAUGGUUGGGAUGAGACGCACACAAAUUGCACAGAUCCUACUGGAAAACGUAUUUGUGUGGGAGAGUAUUUGUUCCAGUGCGACAAUGGCAAAUGCAUCUCCCGCGCUUUCAUCUGCGAUGGCGAAGAUGACUGUGGAGAUAGUUCCGACGAACACACGAGGCACAGCUGCGGUAAUCGCACAUGUACUGACCAGGAAUUCCAUUGUAUUUCAAAUGCACGACUCGCGCAACCGAAGUAUGAGUGUAUCCCGAAAGCCUGGCUUUGCGACGGUGAUGUCACUUGCGCAGGAGGUGAAGAUGAAGCGGCUGAUCUGUGCAAAACGGAAAAGAAGGAAUGCAACAAGGGUGAAUUCCGCUGUCAGAAUCAACACUGUAUUCAUCAAAGUUGGGAAUGUGAUGGUGACAAUGACUGUCUGGAUGGCUCUGAUGAACACGCUAACUGCACCUACUCGUCCUGUCAAGCAGAGUUCUGGCAAUGUGCCAAUCAUAAAUGUAUUCCUAAUUCAUGGCGCUGCGAUGGAAAUGAUGAUUGCGAUGAUGGCUCUGAUGAGAAAGAAUGCGCUCAGUCUCAAAAGGAAAUGGGUACAGGUCAUGCCCUCUGUCCGAAAGGCCAAUAUCAGUGCCUCUCAGGACAAUGCAUCGACGAGAAAAAAGUUUGCGACCGCAACUACGACUGUCCCGACCGAAGUGAUGAAAGCACACAAUGCUUCAUUGAUGAGUGUGCUCAAGCAGACAAACCACUCUGUGAACAGAAAUGCGUAGAUUUACCUAUCGGCUAUCGCUGCGACUGUUUCGAAGGAUUUGCGAUCGACAUGGAUGACAAGAAGAGCUGUCAUAAUGUCAAUGAAUGUUACGAAGGCAUUUCUGGAUGUAGUCAAACUUGCGAGGAUAAAAUUGGGUCUUACAAGUGUGGUUGUGUGGAUGGUUACCAACUAAGCAGGGACGAUCAUAGUUGUAAGAGGACCCAAGCAGAACCUGAACCUUGGCUUAUGCUUGCCAAUAAGCACUACAUUCGUAAGAUAUCCAUCGAUGGGAACAAGUACGAGAUGGCAGCGCAAGGAUUUGAUAAUGUGGUGUCCCUCGAUGUUGAUCUCACUGAAAAUAAGGUGUAUCUUGUUGAUCAAGGAAAACUGAGAUUGCUCCGUGUUGAUAUCGAAGAGAUGGAUGAUCCGGUGUCCGGGUAUGAAACUGUUCUGAGGCAUAACAUUUUCGGCAUUGAAGGAUUUGCCAUUGACUGGGUCGGCCGUAAGAUCUACAUGUUGAACCGCCAAGAGAAAUCAAUUCGUGUAUGUGAACUAGACGGCCGUUUCUGCAAGACCCUGAUUAGGGAUAGGAUUUCGCAGCCGAAAGCUAUCGUUGUCCAUCCUGGGAAAGGUUACCUGUUCUUCACCGAGUGGAGUCUCCAGCCAUACAUCGGACGAAUGGCAUUGGAUGGCUCUCCAGAGCUAGCAGAUCCUGUAGUAAAGUUGGCUGAGAAUGAUCUCGGUUGGCCAAAUGCGCUCACCAUCGACUACUACUCUAACAGGCUGUUCUGGGGAGAUGCCCAUCUGAAUGAGAUCGGCUUCAUGGAUUUGGACGGCGGAGGUAGACGACAUAUACCUGCAAUGAGAACCAGUCAUGUAUCCAGCAUGGUGGUAUUCGACGACUACUUGUACUGGUCUGAUUGGAAUUUGCGCGAGGUUAUCCGCUGCGAUAAAUGGACCGGAAAGAAUGAGACGGUGCUGAAAAAGACAAUCCAGCUGCCUAAUGACCUUCGGGUAAUUCAUCCUCUGCGUCAGCCAGCGUAUCCAAAUCCAUGCGGUGCGAACAACGGCGGUUGCUCUCAUCUUUGCCUGAUUGGAGGUGGAGGAAAUGGCUACUCAUGCGCUUGUCCGGACCAGUUUGUCUUGCUUGGAGAUAAUAAGACAUGCGAGCCUAACUGCACGGAUCGCCAGUUUGCAUGUGGCGGCGACGAUGCUAAGUGCAUUCCUAAACUUUGGUACUGUGACGGAGAACUCGACUGCAGAGAUGGCAGCGACGAGCCAGGAAAGGACAUCUGCGGAGUCCGCAUAUGCCCAGUCGGCGAAUUCCAGUGUGCGAAUCAUAACUGCACAAGGCCAUUCCAACUUUGUGAUGGAAAUGAUGACUGUGGUGAUGGCUCUGAUGAACAAGAGUGCGAUAAACCAUGUGAUCCGUGGAUGUUCAAGUGCGCUGCAACUGGCAAAUGUAUUCCAAAGAGAUUCACGUGUGACGGAGAUGACGAUUGCGGUGAUAGGUCGGAUGAGGCUGAUACUCUUUGUAUGAGCCCCGAUCGCAACUGUACGGCUGAAGAGUUCCGUUGCAAUAACAACAAGUGUAUUGCGAAGGCAUGGCGUUGUGAUAAUGAUGAUGAUUGUGGAGAUGGUUCGGAUGAGACACCGGAUUGUGCACAGAUGGAUUGCCGAAGAGGGUGGACCAGAUGUGCCAGUUCCUAUAGAUGCAUACCUAACUGGGCGUUCUGCAACGGCCAGGACGACUGCCGCGACAACUCGGAUGAAAACAGAGAACGAUGCCCGACUUGUGACGACAUUGGAGAGUUCCGGUGUGCCACCACAGGUAAAUGUAUUCCACGACGAUGGAUGUGUGAUAGUGAGAACGACUGCGGUGAUAACUCUGAUGAAGUCGAUCCCAGCUGCGGUGGAACUAGUAGACCAUGCUCAGAAAGCGAAUUCCGCUGUAACGACGGCAAGUGCAUACCGGGCAGCAAGGUCUGUGACGGUACGGUGCAGUGCAGUGACGGAUUGGAUGAGUCGCAGUGUACCCUCCGGAAGUGUGCGUCAGGACACCGUCAGUGUGAUGAUGGAACUUGUAUUGUGGAACAUAAGUGGUGCGAUCGGCGCAAGGAUUGCCCGAAUGCAGCAGAUGAAACUAACUGUUCACAUGUGGAGCGCCGUCCUUGCUCACCGUUCGAGUUCGAAUGCGCAAAUUCCGUAUGCAUUCCACGCAAGUUCAUGUGCGAUGGAGAUAACGACUGUGGUGACAACUCAGACGAAACCUCGACCGAAUGUCGCUCUGCCCAGUGCGACCCACCUCUUCGAUUCCGUUGUGCUCAUUCAAGGCUUUGCCUUAAUAUUCUGCAGCUUUGUAAUGGUUUCAAUGACUGCGGUCCGAACGAUUAUUCUGAUGAACAUCUUUCGAUGUGCUCGAGCUUCUCCGAGUACGGCGACUGCACUUUGGAUCAAUUCAAAUGUGCAAAUGGAAAAUGUAUUAACGGAACGUUGGCUUGCGAUCGCAAUGACGACUGUGGUGAUGCUUCGGAUGAAAUAGGAUGUGCCAAGAAAAGCGGAAAAACUUGCGAAUCCCACAGUGAUAAUGGAGGAUGCAAACAUCUCUGCACAGAUGUGCGUGAAGGUUACUACUGUCACUGUCGCGACGGCUUCAAGCCAGAUCCUCAGAAUCCCUUUGACUGUGUGGACAUCGACGAAUGCGCUGGAAACAACACAUGUACCCAACUGUGCCUUAACACUAAAGGGUCAUAUUUAUGCAGAUGUCAUGAAGAUUACGAGAACAACGUCGUUGUUGGAGCAAUGACUGGAAAAGAUUGCAGAGCAAAAGGAGAUCCAGCUAAUAUUAUUGUUGCAUCUGACGACGAAUUGGUACAAGUUUCCUUGCACGGAGCUGGGGUGAAUAGACAUGCUACUGCACACGCGGAUGAAGAGGACAACGAUAUCAUCGCAAUUGCAUUUGAUCCAAGACGUGCCCUGCAAUUCUGGAUCGAUGGAAGCAACUAUGCAGUGUACAGGUCAUCUGAACCAAGCGGAAACCAAUCUCAUGUUGGGCAAAAGCUUGAUCUUGACUUUGAAUCAGCUGGCGUUACGCCAACUAACCUGGCUGUCGACUAUUUGACAGGCAAUAUCUUCAUUACAACGGUCGCAAAUAUCGAAACCCUUGGCAUGCCGGCAGCAAGAAAGAGACGAAUGAGCGAGCCGAUUCAUAAUACUAACACAGGAGGAGUUUAUGUGGCGCUCUCUGAUGGUCGAUAUCUGAAGAAAAUCAUUGGCGGUCAUCUACAAAUGCCUACGGCAAUAGUAACCUUACCAUCUAUCGGAAGGAUUUGCUAUGCUGAUGCUGGUCUACACGCAAAAAUCGAGUGUGCCGACAUGGACGGAACUCAUAGAGAAAUAAUCGUGAAAGACCUAGUUUUCUCGCCCUCUUCUAUGGCUGUCGACGAAGGCAAAGGCAAUCGCAUCUAUUGGGCGGAUCCGAAAUACCGAAAAGUGGACUCAGUGAAUCCAGACGGCUCUGACAGGCAGACUGUGGUUCGGGACAGAAAUACACCGUGGGCCAUCGAUGUCUUUGAAAAUCAUCUGUACUGGGUGUCGCGCGAUACGAAGACGCUCUACGUGCAGGACAAGUUCGGCCGAGGACGCGUGUCCGUGCUUGCAUCGAAUCUGGAGGAUGUACACGCUGUGAGAGUUAGUCAAAGAUAUGCUCGAGAUUCCACAAGGGCAAAAAGCUCGUGUUCGGAGGCACGAUGCAGCCACAUCUGCGUGCAGUUGCCCAAUGACGGUUUUGCCUGCCUCUGCCCCGAUAGUGCAUUCCCAGGGACUGAUGGUUCUUGUGGAUCUGCCCGUGUGGACGCACUCAUUAUGCCCAAGCAAUGUAAAUGCACGAACGGCGGCAAAUGUAGGUUAGAUGGAAGCUGUGAGUGCGCUCCCGACUUUGAAGGAGAAAAUUGCCAGAAGUCGAGUACUGUGAGCAGAAAGCUGAUUGGCCGAAUAUCCGAGAAUCUCCUCUUGGCAUUGUUCUUGUUGUUGGUGUUGUUUGCCUGCAUUGGAUUGGUUGCGUUCUUCGGUGUUAACUUGUAUAGGAAGCGGGUUCUUUUGUCCAAGAAGAACGAAGCAGCUGACAGCAGUGUGUCAUUCCAUGGAAAUGUGAUAUCAUUCAGUAACCCAGCUUUGGAAAAUAAACAGGAUCCCCACCCAAUCGAAUAUAACAUGCACCAAAUCAAUGCAGUUGAUGCGGGAUCAACAACAUUCUCAAAUCCUGUGUAUGAUCUUGAAACGGACGGUACAGAGAUGAUGACACUUGAGAACACACCAUCCACAUCGAGAGCAACGAGCUUUCACUCACAACGGACCGGUGAUGACGUAAUAGCUACGAACGCGGAGAUCACAAUGAAGCCCGCUGUUCCUCCGCGACCGAAUAAGGCCGAGAAGGACAAGAACAUUUUAGUUGAGAAUCCAGUGUUCGAAGUUCAUCCAGACGAAAUCUCGGAUGUAUAG